Molecule: messenger RNA, 4487 nt
Organism: Syngnathus acus (greater pipefish)
Lineage: Eukaryota; Metazoa; Chordata; Actinopteri; Syngnathiformes; Syngnathidae
Gene: nfatc1
Product: nuclear factor of activated T cells 1
Exons: 11
Coding region: 2051-4420 (789 amino acids)
Biological process (GO): calcineurin-NFAT signaling cascade; regulation of transcription by RNA polymerase II; cytokine production
Cellular component (GO): transcription regulator complex
Molecular function (GO): RNA polymerase II cis-regulatory region sequence-specific DNA binding; DNA-binding transcription factor activity, RNA polymerase II-specific; transcription factor binding
Source: RefSeq, a predicted model, not a curated record
CAUUUCAUGGAAUGUAAAGAUUUCAACUGUGCCAUUUCUUUUUUUGCUUCAAUCCAACAGAUAUUGUGCUGUUCCUGCCUUGGCCACCCGGGGGCAGUAGAAAACAGAUUUAAGGAAGCAGUCAUAAUUUCUCCCAGUACUAAUUAGAUCUUCACAGAGGAUAAAGAAUGUCUGGACAACCCACCCGCUAAAUAUUUUAUUGUGGAGUGACAACCCACCAACCCGCGCCACAGCUGGACGACACACGGGGAACACUGUUUGGACCCGUCAGAAAGAAGACCCUGUUUGGACGUGGAAGAACUUUUGAGAGAUCCAAGAACAACUGAAAAGUCUUUCAUGUGAAAUUUGGUGGAAAUAUAAGACGGCGCACCAAAAAGUCUCAAGGACCCUUGCCUGUAAAUAAUCGCUAAGUCAGCCAUUUUGGCUUGAAGCAAUCAUAUAUAUUUUUAGGAAUUUCUAAAAAUUAGCCCCUGACACCUCUUUCACCAAAACGUUAACAGGUCUAUUGUGAUAGGACCCACAAAAAAAUCUCAAGGACCCUUGCCUGGAAUUGAACAGGAAGUCAGCCAUGUUGGGCAAACUCCAGGCCUCUGGCAAAUUCCAUCUCGGAAAAUCUCAGUUUAAGUAUUUUGAUGGUUAAAAUGGAGCCGCGAGGGCUCAUUCUUUGCAGCCAUUGUUGUUCUUGCGUCGUUUAAGAGUGGCAGGACUAUUUAUGAAGAGUGUACCAGUGUUUAUUGCCGCACAUGUUUAACAUCCUCAUGCGGACCCCUAAUGAUAUUUUUCCAUGAGGUCAAUGACAAACAUCCUUUGAGGGACUGAUGAUUUUUUAUCAGAGGAGAUGCGCGUGGUUGGUAGAUAAUGGCGAGGCCAAUCAUUUUUUGGAGCUUAUUAUGCUUUUUGCUGUUAGCCUAAUGAGCUUAAGUAGCAGAACCACAUAAGGAAAAAUACCCAAAAUGUCACUCCGGGGAUGGACCUCCUACAAAGCUCGAUAGUCCAAAACGUGGUUGGAAUGCUGAUGUGCAACCUCACGCUGUUCCAUUUAAGACCUCUAGGUGUUUUUUUGGGAGUGUUUUUGACUUGUUCUCUGACCUUCAGGGCUCGAGAGUGGAUGUCGUCAUCCGAGAGCACCAGAACCACUUGCGGCUGGUCCCGACCGGUGGAAGUGGAUCCAGCAGCCGACCGCAGUGAGCGUCCUCCGGGCGGCAUUCCCGGAGGAUCCUGCUUGCGCGUGUGCUCGGCGUGUCUCAAAUGACUGGGUGCGCGAGGUAUAUAAGAGACUUUGAUAUUUUUAUAAUGGCGACGUCCAUAAUGAUGCGUUUGGCGGGCCCGCAGGCUCAAGUGGCCUCCUGAUGGCAGGAAGCGCAAGAAGCAAUUACUUGCCUUUGCAAAACUUGUCCUCGAGGUGCUUCCUUUUUCUUUUUUUCUUUUUUUUUUUUUAUGGCAUGUAAAAAAAAAAGUUUUCAGUUUUCAUGUGACAACUUAAGAACCAUAAUUAAUCCCGACUUUAAUUAAAAAUGGCCACCCCCCCAAAAAUUAAACUAAAAUCAAUUUUUUUUUACCACAUCCCGACAUUUAUUUGCCGCUGAUCCUCUUUUGAAGCUGCCAUCUUUCUGUUUCCUGAAUUUGACGUUGUGGCCCGGUUCUUAAGACUCUCAACUCCUCCAGGAUUCCCUGCCAGCCUCGCUGUCUCGCGGCUGCGCCUGCGCACGCGUGCACAAACACGCGCGUGCGUGCGCACUCACGCUUGCGUCACAGGCGCUCUGGAGCGGACGAGGGCGGGGCCGAACCCUCCCGGGGAGGCGAUCCUCUGAGGUGAUCCCCCGGUUUAUAAAGCGCUCCAGUUGCCGAGCGCAGCCCGAGCGGUGCGUCACGGUCACGGAUCCCCCCCCACCCCCACCCACCCAUCCACAAUCACUCCCACCCACCCUUUUGGAUUCCCCACUUGAGCCGAAAAGGUUUUUUCGAAACGAAGGCAAACUGCAACUUUCUUGCUUCUAUGGAUCACGAACCGAGCAAGUUUGGAUCCGAAGCUACACUUUGAUGUCACUUUAUGAUUUUGGGCUUCAAAAAGGAAAUGAUGAAAUCUGCAGAAGAGGACACAUACGGCUACACGCCCAAUGUCAGCCUCUCCCUCUCGCUGGGCAACCCUUGCCUCACCCCGCAGUACCUGAGCCUCCAGACCAGCCCCGUCAUCUCGAUCUCUGAGGCCCACGUCUUUGACGGCCAGGACGACCUGAGCGCCGCCGGCUACUACCCGGUCCGCCCGAACGGGGCGCCCGCCUUGGAGAGCCCCCGCAUCGAGAUCACCGCCUACGGUCAGUUCCCUGAGGACGAGGUAGAGCAGGACAGGCUCCCCGUGACCAAGCGGGUCAACUCCGUGGUUACGUUGACCCUCCCCAGCGGCGAAGGCUACCGGGAUCCCAGCUGCCUCAGUCCGGCCAGCAGCGUCUCGUCCCGCAGUUGCCAAUCGGAAGCUUCGUCCUACGAGUCGAGCUUCUCGUACAACUACGACCAAUCGCCGCAAAACUCCCCCUGGCAAUCGCCUACGGUGUCCCCCAAGGGUUCCACCCUGGCCCUGCCCAGCAGUUCACCGCGCCACUCCCCGUCCACGUCGCCCAGCAACGGCGUGACGGAUGACCCCUUUAUCGGCCGGGGUGGCUCUCGGCCUAACUCCCCUUGUGGUGCCAAGAGGAAGUACAGCUUCAACGGUGGCGGCACGGCGCACAAGCACUACCAGCACACGCCCAACCACUCCCCGGGGCCAUCGCCCCAAACCUCACCCCGCCUCAGCGUCACAGAGGAGUCCUGGCUUGCCAACACCAACCAAUACACCAACUCCGCCAUCUUGGCGGCUAUCAAUGCCCUGAGCACGGACGGCGUGGCUGACCUGGUGGAAGGCAUCCCCAUGAAAGCCCGUCGGACCAGCCUCGACCACAGCCCCACCGUCAGCCUCAAGCUGGAGCCCGGCGGCGAAGAGCUGCUCCCCGGGGAGCUCUGUCGUGACGAACACCUCUCCAACCGCCUGAAAAAGGAGGCGUACUGCGGAGGUUUUCUUGACGUGCCUCAGCACCAGUACUCCUGGUCCAAGCCCAAGCAGUUUGUCAGCCCAUCUCUGCCGGCCUUGGACUGGCAAUUGCCCUCCAGCUCCGGACCGUACAGCCUUCAGAUCGAAGUGCAGCCCAAGUCCCACCACCGGGCCCACUAUGAGACUGAAGGCAGCAGGGGGGCAGUGAAGGCUCUGGGCGGAGGACACCCCAUUGUACAGCUGCACGGCUACGUGUCCAAGGAGCCGCUGACGUUGCAGCUAUUCAUCGGCACGGCGGACGAACGCCUGCUACGGCCGCACGCCUUCUACCAGGUGCACCGCAUCACCGGCAAGACCGUGUCCACGCCCAGCCACGAGGCCGUCUGCAACAACAACACCAAAGUUCUCGAGAUCCCUCUCCUGCCCGACAACAACAUGCGAGCCAUGAUCGACUGCGCCGGGAUUCUGAAACUGCGCAAUUCGGACAUCGAGCUGCGUAAGGGCGAGACUGACAUCGGCCGCAAGAACACACGUGUGCGGAUGGUGUUCCGGGUCCACAUUGGACAGGCCGGCGGCAGGACAGUCUCCCUUCAGGCUGCCUCCAACCCAAUCGAGUGCUCCCAGAGGUCGGCCCAAGAGCUGCCCCUGGUAGACAAGCAGAACCUGGAGACCAGCGCUGCCCCCGGAGGCCAAACCAUGAAAUUGGAUGGGCACAACUUCCAGGCUGACUCUAAGGUGGUGUUUGUGGAGAAGGCUCAAGACGGGCAUCACAUAUGGGAGACCGAAGCCAAAGUGGACCGAGAUGCCUCCAAGCAUAACACACUCCUGGUGGAAAUCCCGCCUUACCGCAACCAGCAUCUCUCCACGCCGGCGCAUGUCAACUUUUACGUCUGCAACGGCAAGCGGAAACGGAGUCAGUACCAGCGCUUCACUUACGUGCCUUCCACAGUGCCGACCAUCAAAAGCGAGCCCCGGGACGACUACGACGCCCCUCUGCUGCGGCCCGGCCUCUCGAGGCACCCCAAGACCUACUUCCCGCCUCAGCUGACGUACGGCCAGCAAAGAUCGGCGGCCGAGCCUAACUCGGGCUCCUCGCCGAGCACCAGCCCCAAACUCCACGACUUGUCGCCGCCUCGGCUGCCUCCGCCUUUCCCCGUGCCCCACGUCUCCAUCAUCCAAGAGACCCCCGGCCGCUUUCAGCCGCCGUCCCAGCCGUCCACGCCCGAGGCGCCGUUCUCCCCCGGUGGCAGCCCUGCCAAAGGGCCGGAGAGCCCCCGGACGUUGGGCGUCAACAUCAAGCAGGAGCCGCAGGAGCUGGACCAGAUGUACCUUGAUGAUGUCAACGAGAUCAUCAGGAACGACCUGUCCAGCAUCUCGGUCCACAGCCACGCAUAGGACCAUCAAUCCAAAUGACAUUUAGUCCCUUUCAAUUAAAAAAAAAAAAAAAAAAAGGACCAAACAU